AUGGUCUACUCAUUUGGUUAUCGACGCCCGAGUCGGGUUUCUGACAGGUCCUCGUACACGUCCUCGAACGAUAAGAGACUAUCUGGCGAAGGAUCAUACCACUCCGGAACUUCUGGCUCGAUCAAAGGCAUUCCGGAAGCAUUGUCUUUCGAUCGGAUCAUAGCUGGUGGUACCUGCCCUGUACGUACAAUCACAUCCAAUGAUUGCUUAGAUAUCAUCUCUGACCCCAUCUGCGUANNGCCAUGCACAACGCGUGACUUCAUGAACUAUCUGAAGUAUGUCGAACACAGUGCCGAGAACUUGCAGUUCUAUCUCUGGUAUAGAGACUACGUCGAGCGAUUCGACAAGUUGCCAAGCUCUGAGAAGGCAUUGUCGCCAGAAUGGAGUGCUUCACAGAUGGACACCGAGAUCACUCAACCAGCUCGACGCAAGAAGACUCCUGCGGUGAUAGCUACUAUACUCGAAGGGUCCGAUUUCGCCGACACAGCGCCUCUUGCUGCCGAGAAACAAGAUCCAUUCACCGAAGCUCGUAGCGAUUCGCCUGAGACAAUGAGGGCCCCUGCAUCACCUACCUUUUCUAAUUUCGACUCUUCUUUGAGUAUGGAGAGACCCUUGUCGAGCAGAUCAGACUUCGAUCGCAAGGCUGAAGAAGCAUUGACCGAUGCUGGUAUGCAGUGGAAGCCUUUUACCGCACAACCAUUCCGUGAGGAAAUGACACGGAUCAUCACACUCUUCAUCGCCGUGGAUGGCUCUCGUCAACUCAAUCUCUCUGAUCGUGAACGCAGUGCUGUCCUCCACGCUCUGCAAAACACUACACAUCCCUCUGCUCUGCGUGCUGCAUUCAUGAGCGCGGAAUACUCACUCCGUCGUCAAGCUCAUCCAAACUUCAUCCGAUGGACCAUCUGCAAUGGCAAUCGUCCUCGUGUUAUCUUUGCUCGCGGCUUGGGCAUCUCACUAAUCCUCCUCGGUAUCCUCGCAGACCUGCUCAUCACACUGAGUUCUGCCGGUCGUGCAUGGCGUGUUUUGCCAAUCAUUGGCUUGAUGCUGGGUGUCUCGACACUCAUUGCUGCAUGGAAGGGAAUGUGUGUGGUUCUGCACGGAAUGCACCAUCGCCAUCUCCGCCCUUGGGAACUCUUCGCCGAUCCUGAGGAGAGAUCUGAGAAAGCUGGCUCUGAGGAGUCUCUAUUCAAUGGCCCAAUCUCUAACAGUUAUGAAGACGAGCCUUGGAUCGCCAAGUACGAGAAACGCAAUGUCAUUCGCAAGAUCUUCGAUCGUGAAGUUUGGAUCCAAGAGCCGGCAUUAAGACAGAUACAGGAUACCGUCUUCGUCCAGAGUCUGUUGGGUGCGUUUUUGGUUUCUUGUGUUGUGGUUGGCAUCUUUUGUGCCGUGCCGCACGGUGAUUUCUUCUAG
Molecule: messenger RNA, 1410 nt
Organism: Aureobasidium musti
Lineage: Eukaryota; Fungi; Ascomycota; Dothideomycetes; Dothideales; Saccotheciaceae
Source: the annotation of a GenBank genome assembly